Messenger RNA from Suillus subaureus, 2295 nucleotides. RefSeq lists its product as uncharacterized. Gene Ontology annotation, biological process: ubiquitin-dependent protein catabolic process. Gene Ontology annotation, molecular function: ubiquitin protein ligase binding. The transcript is spliced from 16 exons. NCBI's taxonomy places the organism in Eukaryota, Fungi, Basidiomycota, Agaricomycetes, Boletales, Suillaceae. The coding region runs from base 1 to 2295 and encodes 764 amino acids. Gene Ontology annotation, cellular component: anaphase-promoting complex. The record is from RefSeq and is a predicted model, not a curated record.
AUGGCAUCGGCUGCUGUGCGAGCUCAAGUUGCAGCAAAAUGGCAAGAGUCAUUCAACCGCCUCAAUCGCAAUGAGCCAGGAAUAUCUGGUUUACUGGCUUUCAGCGAGGCAUGGACUCUGGCCAUAGAGUUUCUUAAACCACGAGAUUUGAGCGACCCUGCGCCCCAAAAGCAAUAUGACUUGAAUCAAGUGAGGGCAGCAUUUGGCGUUGUCAGCGAGUGCAGGAGGUUACCUGUCAUGAUGGAGGUUUUCCUUGAGGACAUCCGAAAGAGUCAACACUUGAUCACCCGAGAAGUUGAGGCAUAUAUGACGCUUUACGAGGUUAAAGUUUCUGCACCCCUGCAAUUUGUGGUGUCGCUCAAUGCUUCAUCACAGAGUAAUUCUGACCCAGAAGCAAUACGAUCACUUGUGUAUCGUUUGGUCGAGUGGUACAACGCAUGGAAACCAACUGCAGAUCUGGGACCAACGAUGAUAUCCGCCUACACUCUUGCGUUCCAAACUCAUAUUUUUUCUGUUCUUCCUCCAUCUUUCGCUCGGGGAAUCAAAGCUCUUGUUUCAGCCACACUGCAGCAUACUGUAUCCCAGUCCCAGGACCCUCAAGACCGCAUCCUGUGGCAAGCCUUUGAUACUCUUAGCCUCAUCGACCGCUAUGAAACCCUUAUCGCAAGUAUAGGAUACGAGUUCAUUGAAUCAUAUAUAGAAGAAACAUGUGCUAGAAAGUGGUCAGAACCCAUGCUUGCGACCCUUCGGGCCUGGAUGAUCGAUAAAAUUGUGCCAUGGAUGCUGUAUCCAUUUGCAAGGGGAGCAACCAAUGCGGAUGAGGCCAAGACGAUGAUGCAAGGCGUAGGGUCAAGGUUUGACUUCCAUAUGCAUAAGACGCUUUGCAACCUAAGGACGAAGGAAAUUUUUGACAUCAUCAUCGAUUUCCCGGAAUCUGCAGGCGCCCUCCAGGACCUAAAGGAGUGCUUGGCACGUGUCGAUCAACGUGCGGACCUCGUACAAGCACUACGGCAAGCUAACAAUAAGCGGCUCCUUCACCCGGGCGCAGAUACAAAAGAUAUUCUGACGCAUUAUGUCUCGACGAUCAAGUGUCUCAGAAUCGUCGAUCCUCCUGGAGUACUCCUAUUUAAAGUGGCUGAUCCCACGAGAAGGUAUCUCCGAGAUCGACCUGAUACUAUACGGUGCAUAGUAGCAAGCUUGGUUGGAGAUGGCGAGAGUGGGGACUCGCUUGUCGACGACAACGAUCCCAUUCAGCCCCUUCAACAACCCGAGAUGGAGAAUUACUCUGAUCCUGAGUGGAAUCCCGAACCCAUUGAUGCUGGGCCAGAUUUUCGCGCGAGCAAGUCUAGCGACGUUAUCAGCACCAUAGUCAGCAUAUAUGAUACGAAGGACCUGUUCAUUAAAGAACUGCAAGUACUGUUAGCACAACGCCUGCUGGCGGUGAAAGAUGGAAAUUUUGACCGCGAGCGUCGCAAUGUCGAGAUUUUGAAGAUUCGAUUUGGCGAAGCUGCGUUGCAGGUCUGCGAAGUCAUGCUGCGAGAUAUGACAGAUUCGCGCCGCAUAGACCAGCAUGUGCAAUCGCAGACAGCGAGUUCCAUGCAUCCCACGAUUAUAUCUCGACACUUCUGGCCCGCACUUGAGUCCAGUGACAUGGUCAUGCCUGGGCAAUUUCAAAUCUUGCAAGAGCAAUAUGCCAAAGAGUUCUCUGUAUUCAAACCUGAUAAGGUCCUCCGUUGGUUACUACAUCUUGGCCGGGUUCAUCUUCAACUCGAACUCGAAGACAGGACAUUGGAAGCUGACGUGCCUCCUCUGGAGGCGGCAUUCAUUGAACUCUUUUCUGAGAAGGACGUAUGGACAGUAGAUGAAUUAGUCCUCCGAUCCGGCUCCAUCAACCGAAAUGCAGCUGUUAAAGCCCUUGGUACUUGGGUAGACAUGCAUAUUCUAAAAGAAGACUCGGAGGGUGUUUUCCGGCUGCUUAGUGUUGCCGAGAGUCCUACACCAGGAAGUAGACCACAAGCACCUAAGCCUGCGGAAGCGGGGGAGUUACCGCCUGUAAUGAGCAUGCAGCAACAACAGGCCGAACAAAUGAAAAUGUACUGGAAGCAAAAUGGCGCGAAGUUCAUCGAGGGAAUGCUUACAAAUCUCGGUUCGCUGCCGCUGGAUCGAAUACAAUCAAUGCUCAAGUUUGCACCCGGCUAUGAUCGCACUGUGGAACAACUUGGGAGCUUCAUGGAAGCUGCUCGAAGAGAAGGCUUGGUCAAUGUCAAGGACGGUAUGUGGAGACUUGGGAAGUAA